CGGAGCUGCUGUCCCCCGCGCAGAUCGAGGAGCCGAGAAGCAGGAGGGUGGACAUGCUGGGGGUGGUUCGCAUCUUCUCUCUGCUCGUGGCGCCGCUGCUGCUGGGCUCUGCGAGUUGCUUGCGUAAAGCCCCACAAAGGACAUUCGAGAUCGACUACAGCCGAGACCGCUUCCUUAAGGAUGGCCAGCCGUUCCGCUACAUCUCAGGCAGCAUCCACUACUUUCGAGUGCCCCGCUUCUACUGGAAGGACCGACUGCUGAAGAUGAAGAUGGCUGGGCUGAACACCAUCCAGACGUACGUGCCCUGGAACUUUCAUGAACCCCAGCCAGGAAACUACCAGUUUUCUGAGGACCACGAUGUGGAACAUUUUAUUCAGUUGGCACAUGAGCUGGGACUGCUGGUUAUUCUGAGGCCGGGGCCCUACAUCUGUGCGGAAUGGGACAUGGGAGGACUGCCUGCUUGGCUCUUAGAAAAAGAGUCUAUUGUCCUUCGUUCUUCAGACCCAGAUUACCUGGCGGCUGUGGACAAGUGGCUGGGGGUUAUUCUGCCCAAGAUGAAGCCUCUCCUCUAUAAGAAUGGAGGACCGAUUAUAACUGUGCAGGUUGAAAACGAAUAUGGCAGCUUCUUCACUUGUGAUUACGAUUACCUGCGUUUCCUGCAGAAGCGCUUCCGCUUCUACCUGGGUGAUGAUGUGCUUCUGUUCACCACUGACGGGGCCACUGAGAAGCAUCUCCAGUGCGGGGCAUUGCAGGGCCUCUACGCCACUGUGGACUUCGGGACAGGCAGUAACAUCACAGCUGCUUUUCUAAUGCAGAGGAAGAGUGAGCCCAAAGGACCCUUGGUGAAUUCUGAAUUCUACACUGGCUGGUUAGACCACUGGGGCCAACCUCACUCAACAGUCAGGACUGAAGCAGUGGCUUCUUCCCUGCAUGAUUUACUCGCCCGUGGGGCCAGUGUGAACUUGUACAUGUUUAUAGGUGGGACCAACUUUGCCUAUUGGAAUGGGGCCAACUCACCCUACCAAGCUCAGCCCACCAGCUAUGACUAUGACGCCCCACUGAACGAGGCCGGAGACCUCACUGAGAAGUAUUUUGCUCUGCGAGAGGUUAUACAAAAGUUUGAGAAAGUACCAGAAGGCCCUAUCCCUCCGUCCACACCCAAGUUUGCUUAUGGAAAAGUUGCCCUGAAAAAGUUAAAGACAGUGGAGGAAGCUCUGGAUGUUCUGUGUCCAGCUGGACCCUUUAAAAGCCUCUAUCCUUUGACAUUUACCCAGGUGAAACAGUAUUUUGGAUUUGUGCUGUACCGAACAACACUUCCUCAAAACUGCAGUGACCCAACACCCCUCUCUUCACCCUUCAAUGGAGUCCAUGACCGAGCCUAUGUCUCUGUGGAUGGGGUCCCUCAGGGAAUCCUUGAGCGAGACAAUGUGAUCACGCUGAACAUAACGGGGAAAGCUGGAGCCACACUGGAUCUUCUGGUGGAGAACACAGGGAGGAUAAACUUUGGCAGAUAUGUCAAUGAUUUCAAGGGUCUGGUUUCUAACUUGACUCUUGGCUCCGAUAUUCUUGUCAACUGGAUGAUCUUCCCACUGGACACUGAGAAUGCCAUUCAAAGACACUUGGGAGGUUGGGAUAACCACAAAGGCGACAGCUGUUAUCACAUCUCUGCCCACAGCUCAUCCAACUACACCCUCCCGACCUUCUACUCAGGCAACUUCUCCAUUCCCAGUGGUAUCCCAGACUUGCCACAAGACACUUUUAUCCAUUUUCCUGGGUGGACCAAGGGUCAAGUCUGGAUUAAUGGCUUUAACCUUGGCCGCUACUGGCCAGUGCGAGGCCCCCAGCUGACCUUGUUCGUGCCCCGGCACAUCCUGGUGACAUCGGCUCCAAACACAAUUAUAGUGCUGGAAUUGGAGAGCGCCCCCUGCAGCAACUCAUGGAUGUGUGCUGUGGAGUUCCUGGACAAACCCCUCAUCAGUGCCACUGCAUCCCCCACGCACCUCUUUCGCCAGCGUGUCUAGUCUAAACUGGAGACCAUUGGGUCAUGUCUGAAGACAAGACUACGAGCCUUGAGGAGACUCAUACUGCGCAUACCUCACACCCCUACUUGGAAAUAGCUGGAAAUCAGAGUUAGCCAGUGUGUUCUCAUCCUCAGCCUCACCGCAGUCUGGCAGUGCCAGCACCCCACCAUCCAAGCUGCGCUUGGUUGUGUGCAGGACAUUAGGUGGCACGGGUGUGCGCAGAUGGAGCUGCAGGGUGAGAAUGGAAGAAUCGAGGUGUUUCUGAUUUUGGUCUUAAAGGAAUCAUGUUGUCUUUUUCUUAAAUAAAAUUCAUACUCUCAAGGA
Messenger RNA from Erinaceus europaeus (western European hedgehog), 2345 nucleotides. It is a transcript of the gene GLB1, whose product is annotated as galactosidase beta 1. NCBI's taxonomy places the organism in Eukaryota, Metazoa, Chordata, Mammalia, Eulipotyphla, Erinaceidae. The transcript is spliced from 16 exons. Gene Ontology annotation, cellular component: vacuole. The record is from RefSeq and is a predicted model, not a curated record. Gene Ontology annotation, molecular function: beta-galactosidase activity. Gene Ontology annotation, biological process: carbohydrate metabolic process. Bases 54 to 2021 code for a protein of 655 amino acids.